This is a messenger RNA of Hemiscyllium ocellatum (epaulette shark), 1022 nucleotides long. RefSeq names its product RAB15 effector protein (gene rep15). The record is from RefSeq and is a predicted model, not a curated record. Lineage: Eukaryota; Metazoa; Chordata; Chondrichthyes; Orectolobiformes; Hemiscylliidae. Gene Ontology annotation, biological process: receptor recycling. Bases 132 to 845 code for a protein of 237 amino acids. The transcript is spliced from 2 exons.
UCAUGUAAAACUUGGGAAUAGAUACACACCCAUUAGACUGCAGAGUACAUUCGCUUGGAAGCUGUCUUGAAACAAAAUCGACAACUUGGAAACUGAAACUUGGAAGGAAGCAAAUUAAGUCAGAACCAAAUAUGACAUCUAACAUAUUAAUGGAUUUUCUGAAAAUACCAGAAAAAUAUCACUGUGUGCAGCAAUUCAACCAGAGUGUCAUCUUUGCUUCACAAAGAACCAAAGAAUAUAUUGGAUUCAAGGACCCUGAGUCCAAACUGAAGAUAAAUAAUUCAAUGUUGACUGAUAUUUUCCUGAUGACCUACAUUAACCGAAGCAUUCAGUGUAAGCUGACAGAAUCAAUCAGUUGUACAAAGAUGACGGAGGAGCAGACAAUCCUUUUGGGCACAGAUUGGGUUUGGGCGGUGCAGGAUACAUCUUCCAAAAACCCCAAGGUGCAGAUUGCAGUGCAAGCCAUUCACAUGGAGAGCAAAGAAGACCAGGCGAUGAAGAUGAGAUUUCAGGUGACUGAGUCCUUGAAGCUGGCAAGGCAAGAGACAAUCAACAAAACUGACCCUGAGAAAUUCAGUGAUUUCUGUUCAUCCAUCGGGAAAGACUGUUACGGGCUCUUUCUUUUCUUUGGGUGCAAGGGUGACCCAAAGUCCAUCUGUGGCAUCCUGAGCAAUGACUUCCACACACAUUUGGGAAAUGGUCAGGAGGUUGACAACACUUACCUACUAGAUUGCAUUGAGAAGGCUAAGACCUUUGUAACUCCAGGAAAAAUGUUGGAGCUGAUCCUUCAGAAAGAAGGUGUCCCAGACAACUUAAAGCCAAUCUAUGUCAAGUUUACACAAUAAGCUGCACCAGCAGACCACUUUUCAUAGUGUUCAAAAACUUUCCAACAAGAUGGGGCAAAUCUUUUCUUUAUCAUUUGAGGAAACAGAACUUUCCAACAUAGCACUCCACUGCUUCUCGAAAUUUCUUCGCAUCUAUGCGUGGUGUUCACAUCAAUUAAUUCCUAUAAACGAUGGGAG